This is a messenger RNA of Meloidogyne enterolobii, 1017 nucleotides long. The record is from the annotation of a GenBank genome assembly. Lineage: Eukaryota; Metazoa; Nematoda; Chromadorea; Rhabditida; Meloidogynidae.
AUGUUGAAUGGGGGAAUUGGUAACAACAACAACAAAAAUGAGGAUGGGGGAGGAGGACCUCUUGCUGCUCGUAUGCGCAUUACUGACCCAAUGUUGCAAGCUGAAUGGGCCAAAAAACGUCUCAUUUGGGUUCCACAUGAAACUGAAGGUUUUGUAAAAGCAUCGAUAAUUAGUGAGGAUGCUGAUACUUAUACUGUUGAAUUUGUUGAGAAUGGACAUCAAUUACGUUUAAGUAAAGAUGAUUGUCAAAAAAUGAAUCCUCCAAAGUUUGACAAGGUUGAGGAUAUGGCUGAUCUCACGUGCCUUAACGAGCCUUCAGUUUUUGACAAUUUAAAGCAGCGUUAUUAUUCUGAAUUAAUUUAUACAUAUUCUGGGUUGUUUUGUGUUGUUAUGAAUCCAUAUAAAAAAUUGCCAAUUUAUUCUGAGGCUGUAAUUGAGUCUUAUAAAGGAAAGAAACGUAAUGAACGUCCACCUCAUGUUUUUGCUAUUGCUGACUGUGCUUAUAGAUCGAUGCUUCAAGAUCAUGAAGACCAAUCAAUUUUGUGUACCGGAGAAUCGGGUGCAGGCAAAACAGAAAAUACUAAAAAAGUAAUUCAAUAUUUGGCUCAUGUUGCUGGGGCUACAAGGCUUGGACAUCAUAAUAAAUUAGUUAAUACCUCAACUUCCAACGGUCUUUUGUGUUCUUCUCCAGCUAGAAGCCAUUCUAGUGUUGAUCAGAUUAAUUUGGUUGGGGAAUUGGAACAACAACUUUUACAGGCAAACCCAAUAUUGGAAGCUUUUGGAAAUAGCAAAACUGUCAAAAAUGAUAAUUCUUCGAGAUUUGGAAAAUUUAUUCGAAUCAAUUUCGAUUUGGCUGGUUAUAUUUCUGGUGCUAAUAUUGAAUUUUAUUUGUUGGAAAAAUCUCGUACAUGUCGUCAAGCAAAUGAUGAGCGUUCAUUUCAUGUAUUUUACCAAUUUUUGCGUGGAACUUCUGCAGAGGAAAAAGGUUUUGGAUUUUUCAAAUUAUUUUUGAAUUAA